Grosmannia clavigera kw1407 is the source of this 522-nucleotide messenger RNA. RefSeq names its product ATP synthase d mitochondrial. NCBI's taxonomy places the organism in Eukaryota, Fungi, Ascomycota, Sordariomycetes, Ophiostomatales, Ophiostomataceae. Gene Ontology annotation, biological process: proton motive force-driven ATP synthesis. Bases 1 to 522 code for a protein of 173 amino acids. Gene Ontology annotation, molecular function: proton transmembrane transporter activity. The transcript is spliced from 3 exons. The record is from RefSeq and is a predicted model, not a curated record.
AUGGCCGCUAAAUCCGCCGCCCUCAAGCUCGACUGGGCCAAGGUGACGACGUCGCUCGGCCUGCGCGGCCAGACGGUGUCCUCGCUGCAGGCAUUCAAGAAGCGCAGUGACGAUGUGCGGCGCAAGGUGCAGACGCUGUCAGAGCAGCCGACGACGGUCGACUUUGCGCACUACCGCAGCGUGCUGAAGAACACGGCCGUCGUGGACGAGAUCGAGAAGCGGUUCGCCGCCUUCAAGCCGGUCACCUACGACGUCAACCGGCAGCUCAAGGCCAUUGCCGCCUUUGAGGUCGAGGCCAUCCGCAACGCCGAGGCCACCAAGGAAAAGGUCGACCUCGAGCUCAAGGACCUCGCCAAGACGCUCCAGAACAUCGACGAGGCCCGGCCGUUUGCCGACCUCACCGUCGACGACGUCGCCGCCGCGGAGCCGUCCAUCGACGAGAAGACCGCCAAGCUCGUCUCCAAGGGCCGCUGGGCCGUCCCCGGCUACAAGGAGAGAUUCGGUGACCUGUCCAUGCUAUAG